This is a messenger RNA of Branchiostoma floridae (Florida lancelet), 7437 nucleotides long. Its product is annotated as E3 ubiquitin-protein ligase RNF31-like. The record is from RefSeq and is a predicted model, not a curated record. The transcript is spliced from 20 exons. Gene Ontology annotation, biological process: protein linear polyubiquitination. Bases 915 to 5891 code for a protein of 1658 amino acids. NCBI's taxonomy places the organism in Eukaryota, Metazoa, Chordata, Leptocardii, Amphioxiformes, Branchiostomatidae. Gene Ontology annotation, molecular function: K63-linked polyubiquitin modification-dependent protein binding; K48-linked polyubiquitin modification-dependent protein binding; zinc ion binding. Gene Ontology annotation, cellular component: LUBAC complex.
GUGUCUUUGUGUAUAUAACGUGGGAUUGAUUAUAUUCCUGGUAUUAACUGCAAAUUUUGCAUACUUUUGUGUACCUUCCAGUUGUCAACGUAUCUCUGAGGAGAAGGCAGUGGGCUCAUUGCAGUCUUAUAAAGUUAACUCACAGAAGAGGAGACAACAGACAAGCCAAAGCAAUUGGUAGUGGCGGUACGGUGGUCAUCAAAUCAUAGAGCCUCUACAUCGAUUGAUGACAGCUUGGUGUUGAACUGAAAUCUGACGCACAGUUAGCUGAACAGCACUCACCCAGUCUACACUUGGGUUGGCACUUUGUACACAACAGAAUUCAGGCUGAAUUUGGCUAAAAUUGGCUCAAGCCAGAUAGGUUUUUUUUUCUGAAUCUGAAUGGCAUUGCAUGACAAUAUUCACCUGACCUCGCUGACCAUAAGACUACAACAGACUUGUGAUUAACUUCUGUUUACAACCACAUUUGCAUGGCUGUGUAUUUCUUUUGAAUUGUACUGCUUACUUUUAGGACCUCAUUUAUUUUUGUCUUUGAAAGUAAAUAGUACAGAGAGUAGUGUUUUACAUGAUAGCAGUACAACAAGAACAUAAUGUAUGUUAGGGUUUUGGAAUAGCUGACAAAGUUGACAAAAACAGAGAGGAAUUUUGUGUUGUUAUGAUCACUUAGUAUAAGAUAGACAAAAAUGCAUAUUUUCAGAAGAUUUUAAUCAGUUGCUGGUUUUGCUUGUACGUUAUUUUCUGUAUUUUCUUUUCAUUCACAACUUGCAAGUAAUUGUUAUAUAAUGUUACAUUUAAUCAGAAAAGUAAGUUAAUCACACAAAUACGAAACAGUUUAACUGUUACAAGUGUUCAGCAGGACCAAGUGAAUAUUCAACUGCAUUGCCUAGAAGAAAAAUACAAAAUUUUCAACUACCAUGGCUGAUCCUACUAUAAUAGAGGGGUCAUCUCAAAUAAGGGACCAGUCAGUGUCCAACCAGAUGCAAGGUGAUGUAAGAAUCAAUGAUGAUAUGCCAGAUAGUCGUCCUGUUGUGAGAGAACUGUCCAGCUGUCAAAGGGGAGACAGUGACGAAGAUCGGGCAUCGGAUGGUAACGUACAAGCAAGGCCAGUAACUGAUGGAACAACGGCAACAUCCACUGAUACCAAUGGUGUCAACACAUCGCAGAGUAGCAACUCUGUACAACAAACAAAUUCAGAUCAUGCACACGAACAAUCAAAGAUACAGAAGCGAGAAAAUGAACGGACGUCACUUGAAAAUGAGGUCAAAUCUGUGUACCAACAAGUCGGAACACUGUCCAUAGCUAUGUUCCAUAGCUUUGUGGUGAUGAUUAUAAACUGCAGCAGUACUUUAGAGGAGCGAUAUAAACAUGUGGAGUUUGCCAGAUUGCUUCUUGAUAAUUGCAGAGUGAAUCCACAGAAAAUCCUGGACCUUCUUGCAGCAGUUACCAUCCUGGAAAAAUAUGCCCGAAAUCUUCUUAAACCAGUGCGACCCGCGUUUUGGACAGUUGUCAAGUUUUCUAAUGGGAUCUUCAAAACAAAAGUAGACAUAAUUCAAGGGUCAAGAAAUGUUCUGCAUAAACUUGGCUAUACCAUAGUUGCUCGAGACGGCCUUGCCUUCCCAGAGGAUAAAACAGAACCAGACAUUGAGAUGGUUGUCCAAGUUGCAACAGACCUGAUACAGGCACGCCUUGAGUUAGAAAUGAUCAUAUGUGGGACACAUCCACAACCAGAAACAAUGUACGUACAUAUUCCUAUAGAAAUGUUCCAACAAGCUGAACAGCUUGCAAAAGAACAAUACUACCAACGGCAGAGGGACCAGGCCAGUCUGGCGUACUCUGGACAACAGGGUUCUUCUGCUCCUCUCCUUGCUGAAACAGAGUCUGUGGGUACAGGUCCUGAAUCGUCUCAAGAUGAACAUGUUACCAAAGACAUUGUCAUGAUUGUGCAACCACCUGCUCCUGAACAUGGACAAAUUAUAGCACCAGUCACUUCGCCUGAAGCCAGGCACUGUGAAGUAUGUGAAGAACCAGCCAUCCGGUGGUGUAGAAACUGUGAAGCAGCCCACUGUCUUACAUGUGACUCACAACUCCACAAGCACAAAACUAGAAGGAACCAUGAGCGUGUACCAAUUGCCCAAAUGCACGAACCACCAGGGGAACAGGAAUCACAACCGCCUGCCAACGAGUCUCGUUCCCUGCCAGUACGAACAAUCAGUUCAGCACAAAGAUCUUCUGACAAGGUGGCUGCAGUAGCGCCCAGUGUGCAGUCAGGUGUAUCCCUUGGAGGGCAGCCCUUGGAUGUAGCAUCUGGUGUUAAACCUAGUCAGUCUCUGGGUCCACAACCUGCUAGAACUCAGGCUAUUACUCCUGCAGCAGCACCACAAGCUUCUGGCCAGGCAGGCUCACCGAUACCAGAUCUCAGUAGAAGAGUUACAAAAUUUGAGAUAGAGAUUGCAAAGUACCGUGUGGAAAUUGAAGAAAUAAACGAAAGGCAGAGCAAGUUUUCGGAGGCGACUCCUGAGUUUGUGGAGUUGGAGAAGAAGAGACAAGAUCUACUGAAGCAGAAAGCUAUGGUUGAGGAGGCCCUUAGGCAACUCACUGGUACAGAGAGGAGAAUGCAGAUGGAGAGACAGCAGCAACAACAACAACAAGCAUACAUGACUCAGUCACAAAGACCUGAUGCACAGCAUGUAGCAAGACCCACAGGACUCCCUGAUGCCUUGAGACCUGCCAUGCCUCAAGGGAUAUAUCCUCAGAACUUUGCUCAAGGUCAAGGUCAAUUUAUUCAGCCACAAGGUCAACAUCCUUACCAUUACCCCCAACAGCAGCAAUGGCAGAACUUUGCUGGUCCUCAAAAUGUGGCAAUGUGGGGACAACAACAGAGGGCACCAGUAAGGCAACCAUACACACUACAGUACAGACAUCCGCCGCAAGAGUUUCAAGCCCCAUCCAGGCCACAGAUGUCUUUCUCUGAAAUCACUUGUACUCGCUGUAGACACUCUAAUCCUAUCAUCAAUAUCACCUGUGAGAUAUGCCGUGCCAAGUUACCUUUGAUUGACAGCAGACUGUUGCAACAAGACUCCAGGUUCUUACCUGAACCACGACCAUCAAUGAGGGAGCUUGGCCUGCCUGAAGUGUUAAAGCCUCCCCCAGCAAUGGAAUAUAAGCCUGCACAGAGUACCAAGGUACCAGCAACAGCAUCUAGUCAGAAGUCGAUGCAAACGCCUUACAGAACAGAUGCUGUACCCUCUCAGAAGGCAGAAGAUAUCAUAAGAAGGCCUCCUAUGGAACAACCUACAGCUGGGUUGGCUCAGACUAAUGUAGGACAGACAACGACAACUGCUGCUACCAGUGCUGUAGAAACCCGCAAACAGGGACAGAGUAUAGCUUCUACUGCAGCCAGGUCACAAACAGAGGUGAUCAAACCACCUUCUCCACCAUUGGUGUCAUCUUUGAGUUCAAGGACACUUUCGCCUUCAAAGUUGAAAGGAUUCUCCCAGAAAUGGCAAUGUGAGACAUGUACGUUUAUAAAUGAACCGGGCACUAGGAUUUGUACUGUGUGUGACAAGACAAGUGACAACCCACAGUUUAUACCGGGUGGGUCAGAAGAACAGGUACACGAGAUGUCUGUCACUGUUGAGUCUGGAACAAAUGUGGAAGAAUCUCUGUCACAUCUGAGUCUAGAAGGAUUCGGCACAUCGGGAGCUCCUGGAAAGAGACCAGAGACAAUGGGAGGGGACCUGACACCUGUAGACACUGCUAUGACACUACCUGGAGCUGGUGCAGAGGUCAACACACAGAAAGUUCCUGGUGGGACUGUUGUUGAAAUCCAGGAUCAGAUUUGGAGGGAGAAGCAGUUAGCCAAGAAGGAGGAUGAGGAACGUCAGAGAGCAUCCCUGUCCCCUGCACCACUGAUGUCCAAACCACCAGACAUGCCAGCACAAAGACAAGGGGUAGCUGACAUACCAGACUCACCCAUGGCAGAAAGACAGACAGAUCUCUCAUCUUUAGGUCAGUCAUUGGAGCCAGAGAGGAGGACCAUGAACAUCCGAGAACUGCAGGAGAGGAAGAGACAGGAGGACAUGAGGACAGAGGGGCUGCAGAUGAUCAAAUGGUUCAGGGAAGCAGAACAUGCUGGGUUCCUCCCAGAAGAGGUACAAGCAGCUCUGUUCCACUGUGAGAAUGGAAACCCUGUAAACUGGCUGAAGGAGAACUGGCAGGAGCUUGUAGCUAGUGUUGCAGCACAGGCAACAGAGGAAGGGAAAAAGCUGAAGACUAACAUAGUCGGGGUUAUAACAACGCAGGAAGCAGCUGAAGCUCUCAGGAAACAAGAAGGAGAGAUCCCAAAGUCAAUCAAAGAGUGCAUUGACUGCAGACGAAAGAAGUUCAUCUAUGUGAUGGAGUACCAGGAGUUUGAGCAGGACCAGGUCCUGACGGCUCUACAGGAGAACUGUGGGGACACGGAGAAGGCUAUCCUAGCCAUACAGCGGGAACUACUGCAGCCAUUUGAGGAGCACAUCUGGAAAGUGGAGACGGACGAAAACCGCAACCGAGUCGAGUUAAAGGAAGGGGACUUUGAGAGAAAUGUAAGAAUGCUGUUAUGUCAGUACAACCUUCCCUCAUGGGGAAGGGCUGAGCAGGCAGUGAAGCUGCUUGAGAGUGGAGAGUUUGAUGACUAUGACUUUGGGGACAUCAUCGAGGCUGUGCGCUCCUGCCUGGGUCUGGAAUCCUGUAAGAAGUACCUACAGCACGAGUGUCAGGUCUGCACGGAUGUGCUGCCACAACAUAAGACCCACUGCAGCUGUGAGGUCUGUGUCUCCUGUAUGAAACAAUACUUCACCAUCACCAUCAGGGACAAGAACAUCAAGGACAUGAUCUGUCCUGUCUGCAGUCAGCCUGACUUAGACGAUGAUGAAGAUGCAGAAUCUGAGUUUUUCAACCUUCUAGAUAUCAUGCUAAAGAACAUUUUGGAUGACGAUGUCCAUGAACUCUUCCAACAAAAGUUACGUGACAGAACCCUGAUGAGACUGCCUAACUUCAGAUGGUGUUCAAAUUGUUCAUCAGGAAUGAUCAAUGAUCAGCCUGAGCAGAGACUGAGAAUGCUCUGUGCUGACUGUGGCAGAUCUACAUGCUAUAAGUGCAAGAAGCCAUGGGAAGAUCAGCAUGAAAACGUCACCUGUGAACAGUUCCAAGAAUGGAAGGAAUUAAAUGACCCAGAGUUCCAAGCUGCAGGGUUGGCAGCCAUUCUGAAUGACUGUGGAAUUGAUUGCCCAAAUUGCAAGUUCAGAUAUGCUCUUGCCAAAGGUGGUUGUAUGCAUUUCAAGUGUGUACAGUGCAAACAUGAGUUCUGUUCUGGAUGCUACAACACGUUUAGACAUAACUGUACAAGAUUUGCAUCCUGUGCGAGGAAGGGUCUCCAUGCCCACCACCCCAGAGACUGUCUCUUCUACAUGAGGGACAGGGAUCCUAUACAGCUGCAAAGGUUGUUACAGGACAAUGGAAUUGACUAUGAUACUGAACCACCAGCAGCUGCUGCCCAAACUGCUGAAGACAAUGAAGCAGGCGGAAGCAGGUGCAAGGUCAUGGAACAAAAGGAAACGAACGAUGGCCUCCGAGAUGACUUCUGUGGCCUGGACGCCCCUGCUGGAUAUGCUGGACUCUGCAGACUCCACUACAUUGAGUACCUUGUUGGCCUCAUCAAUGCUCACAAGAUAGACCCAGUGGUGAUCAUGGACAGUGAUGAGCUGAGAGCUCUCCUGCUGAGAGAGGAGAAACAAGUACCACAACCACAGAGGAGGGAGGGGGAGAGGGCCUUCUGGCAGAGGCUUGUUCAGGAGGUACAGCAGAGAUUGCCACUGUCAGCCCAGCCUCCUCGAGAACGAGACCACACGUAACCAUCUCCUCGUCUGCACCUGCACCUAACAUCCGUCUGCUUCCUUCCUGGUCAGAAGGGGACUGCACCUGCCAGCUCAGCAGCUCAGUAUAACCUGCAGCCACAGCUUGGCAAGUGUCAUCACUUCCAGCUCUGUGUUCAACAAACACAGAUGGGAGCCAUGCAUACUAACUGGUGUAACACACAUCUCUCGCUGCCCGUCAGCUGUAUUUAGCCUUCAGUUGGUUAGUCGGAUAGGCUGUCAGGAGCGCUCUUUUAGCCGGGCUAGGAGUAAUCGUCAUCUCCUCCAGCUCUGUGUUCAGCGUACACAGAUGGGAGCAAUCCUAGCCUGUGAUACAUCAUCUUUCGCUGCCCGUGUGCUUUAUUUGGCCCACAGUCAGUCGGGUAGGCUGCCAGGAGCGCUAAUACAAGAGCCAUCCAUAUGCACCACAGAAUCUGCUGAGCUCAGAACUGCAGGAGAACAACACCACACACACAGCAUUCACACAGCUUUGCAGUCAGUCAGUUUUGUGAAAGGAUGACCUGGAUUGACCUGGAAAGAAGAUGCAGAACGAUGUUGGAAACGUGGAGGUCAGAUGAAAUGGAGACCAGACAGUGGUAUUGUGAAGAUUGGUAAAGAUGCAAAAGAGAUAUUUGACAUCUUGUGGACCAGACAAUAUUGUCAGCAUCGCAAGGAUUUGGACAGAUGCAGAAGAGACAUUUGUGAUCUUGAGGUUUUAAAUGCGAUGAUGACCGGACAGUGACAAGGCAAGGAGCGGCAGUGGAACAAGAAGAAGAAUGUAGAAUGAUGAUGAAUGUAGAAGUAACAAAAGUUUGAGAUAGUUGCAAGAGCUUCAGCGUAUAGAAGUAGUACUUUUGCAGUUUGUGAAAAAAGUUUUUCCUUAUCUUUUUGUUAUUGUAGAAGUUAGUUUUGCUUGAAAAAAAGCUAGAAGUAUAAAGGGUAAAGGUUUAAGAUGUGUAGAAAGUAGUUUUGGUGGAAGUUUGUUAAAGUUUGUUUGUUUUCAGUGACUUUUUGGUGCACAGUUUGAUGCAUACUCUUGUAUCAGUGCAUAUUAGAUCAAUGAACGUUGAAAGCUUAUUGGUUAGUGUCAGGUUCAGAAAGUACAAAAAAAAGUUACUGAUAAGAAUUUACUUGGCGUUAGCAUGUUAAGGCUACUACUUCGGUUUGUUCAGCCAGUUUGUUGUGAUUUGCAAGGUUUUGUUUGUCACUUUUUGUAUUGUUUAUUUGCUGUGACAAGCAAGGUUCUUAUAUCGUUCAUACAGCGGUCAUAUAUUAAAUUGCACCAAUAACUUGUAUGUGUACGUACAUAUAUGAUUUUUCAACACAUACCUAGCAAGUACAUAGAAACUACCGUAUGUAUGCUAUAGAGACAAUUGUACAUUGUGUAUAUUUGUAAUUUUUGCAUAAAUUAUUUUUGUACUUAUUUAUCAUUCACAUCUGUACAGGUAUUUAGUUUUUUAUAUGUUAUGUUACAGUUGUGCCAUGUUAAUGAAUAAAGAUAACAUCAGUAUCGUCGCUACCAGUAGUGACAGCAGACAACAACAAA